AUGCGCAGAUACUGCACCGGGCUGGGCAAGCAGAACCAUGAGUUUGGAACCUUUCAGCUCUACAGCAAGGCAGACGCAAACCUCGUUUCCCCAAUCCCAGAUGAUAUGAGCUUCGAAAGCGCCUCGGUCCUACCUCUUGCAAUCGCAACAGCCGCGGUAGGCCUCUACAUGAAGCAGCAUCUCAACCUACCCUUGCCAUCCCUCAACCCGAGCCGAACGGGCAAGACGAUCCUCAUAUGGGGUGGCGCAUCUUCUGUAGGAGGCACCGCGGUGCAGCUGGCCGUCGUAUCAGGGCUCAGAGUCGUUACCACAGCUUCACAGCGCAACUUUGAUAAGGUGUUGGACCUGGGAGCUGAGGUGGUUCUGGAUUAUCACUCCGAUACCCUCGUAUACGACGCGCUCAAGGCGUUGUCUGGGGCGGAUCUUGUCGGUGUGUAUGAUGCGAUCUCGGGCCCGGAGUCGCUGAAGCCCAUUGGUGCCAUUCUGGACCAAAUUGGACCGCGAAAGGUCUGUGUUGUGUUACCAGCGGAGAGCGACUAUGGGAAGAACGUGGAGAUUAGCAUGAAGGAAGUGCAGAAUCCCGUCUGGAGAGAUUUUGUUCCGGGUGCUCUUAGGAACGGCCAGCUGAAGCCGAAGCCGGACGCGGAAGUCGUUGGCAAAGGGCUCGAGUCGAUCCAAGCCGGGCUGGAUGUGUUGAAGCAGGGCGUAUCUGCUAAGAAGUUGGUCGUCCAGCUCUGA
Molecule: messenger RNA, 738 nt
Organism: Colletotrichum fioriniae
Lineage: Eukaryota; Fungi; Ascomycota; Sordariomycetes; Glomerellales; Glomerellaceae
Source: RefSeq, a predicted model, not a curated record